This is a messenger RNA of Mesoplodon densirostris (Blainville's beaked whale), 6454 nucleotides long. RefSeq lists its product as uncharacterized. The record is from RefSeq and is a predicted model, not a curated record. The transcript has 25 exons. Bases 2341 to 6369 code for a protein of 1342 amino acids. Gene Ontology annotation, molecular function: ribosome binding; GTP binding. NCBI's taxonomy places the organism in Eukaryota, Metazoa, Chordata, Mammalia, Artiodactyla, Ziphiidae. Gene Ontology annotation, cellular component: cytoplasm.
CUUAUGGCGGCGUGACUCCGAGGGCUGGGACCCCUAGGGCCGGGCUUAUGGGGGCGGGGACUCGGAGGCUGGACCGCCCCCACCCGACCCGCUCCCGGGAGCCGCAUCCGUGCAGCGGGCCUGGAAAUGCUAAUUCUGGGCUGGGGCGCCUUCCCCCGUGCACACAGCGGGUCCGGGGCCCCUUCCCCUUUCGGACGCGCCCCAGGUUGUCGCUCGGCCCUGCUGCCGCGCGCAGCAUCCCCAUCUGUAAAGGAAGAGAAUCCAACAACUAACGCCGGUUUGCACGAGGUGUGUCCCUCAGCUUUAAGCCUUUAUUGACCCGCUUUCACUGUGUACCACUGAGUACUACGCCCAAAGGUGGUGCACAAGCGUGUUCACACGCCCUUUGUAGCAGAAACCGUGAGCCCGGCUGAGCCCCUGAGACGCCUGGGACCUGCCUCCAUGGCCCUCGGCCAUCAGCAACCCCACUGUACCCGCUCCGGUGGGGCUGGGGGGACAGCAGACACGCCGGGCAGGAGCCCACCGCCUGACCUGAGUGCUGUGUUCAGAACCCAGCAGGAAGGCGGACGGAGGGGGGCGGGGACGGGGCCGUCUCACCAGGGUGGUCCUGGAUGGCCUGGGGAGACGGACCCCACGGAUGAACAGGGACAGUGUCCAGGGUUAGGGCUCCUGAGCGAGCACGUCCUGGGCCCUCCUGGGACCGCCGCUCCUCGGCUGUUCGGGGCUGUCAGAGGCAAGUCACUGCAGUGGUGCAGCCAUGCGAGGAGUCAGGUCAUCACAGGUCCUCUGGGUUUGAGCAGAGCAGUGACCCAGUUGCGGGGGAGGGGUGGCAUUCUCCGUAUUCCUUUCCUCCUCUUAGACCUUUAUUGAGAUACAGUUCGCAGAGCAUAAGAUGAACCGCUUUGAAGGGUACCACUCGGAGGCAACGAGUACGUUCACAGCCUUGUGCAGCCACCACCUGUGUCUGGUUCCACAACGUGCUCAUCUCCCCGGAAGGAGAUCCUGUGCCCUCAGUAGCAGGCCUCCCCCUUGCUUCUCCCGCACCCAACCCCUGGGAACCGGGAAUCGGCCUUCUGGCCCCGUGGAUUUGCCUGUCCUGGACAUUUCACGUCUGUGGCUUGGCUUCUCAGUCCGCUGAUGACGUCUCUGCAGAGCAGACGUGUUUAAUUUUCCGUGUUGUCAUAUGCUGAGACUCCGGGAUCCGUUCUCUGCCGAGUCCAGUCCACCAGCAGGCCCAUGAGAGGCGCUCGUCAUUUCUGCCAGAGCGCUUGUGAUCUCUAGCGGGUCUUUUUGGUUCUUUCUUGGGAUUUCCACCUCUGCUUGCCUUGCCCAUCCGUCCUUGCAUGCUGUCUACUAAAUCCGUCAGGGCCCUUGGCACGUUAAUCAUAGUUGUUUUAAGUUCCUGGUCCAGUAAUUCCAACAUCCCUGGCGCGUCUGGUUCUCACGCUUGCUGUGUCUCUUCGGGUUGCCUUUUGGUGCGCCUGGUAAGUUUUUCUCGAUAGCUGGACGUGAUGCACAAGGUGAAAGGACCUGCUGUAAACGGACCUUUGUGGGGAGGGGCUGAUGUGUGGGGGAGGGGCAGCCUGCUGUGGUCCUGGGAUCAGGGUUCAGUGCCUUAUGGUGCCUGUGCCCCUGGGCUGUCAGCUGCACAAGUGCUUCUCCGUUUCCAUCCCCACCGAAUCCUAACCCAGGCCUUCGGGGUGGGGUUGCGGGGUGCCAGACCCCCAAGCGGGCAGCUGUGCAGCGCAGCAGGAGGGAGGCCGCUGGCCCCCGCGCAGGCUCUCACCACGGAGCUGGGGCCGCGGCCCCUGGGAUCGGGAGAGACAGCACCCGCGGGGGUUACUGCUGGGUCAGGCCUGCAGCUGAAGGACGGAGGUCAGGCGUGACCAAGCACCUGCUGACCUGAGCGACCAGCAGCUGGAGGAGGUGGGACGAGCUGGCGGGCCCAUGGGGAGUCACAGCCAAGAAGACUCCGCCUCCCCUUGGCCUAGAGAAUGGGGGACCCCGCCCCCCAUGUCCCAGAGGAUGGGGAGACCCCACCCCCCCAUAUCCCAGAAGAUGGGGACCCCCGCACAGCCCAGAGAACGCGGGGACCCUGCUCUGUGGCCUCAGACCCUGCCCGGCCCCUACUCCCGAGCCUCUGGCCUGUGUCCUGGCUGUGCCCUGAGGAGGGUCAGGUGACCCCAGAGACGGCAGCACCCAGGUGUCCGGGGAGUGGGGACAGACAGCGAAGCAGGGGCGCCACAGAGGGGCCGCGGCUCUGAGACUCUGUGCGAGGGUGGCCUCCCGGGGGGAGGGGGCGUGGGCACGGGAUUGGGGGCCGGCCUCCCGUGGGGCUUGAUGCACACGCUGGAUGGCUGGUCGGUGGUGGACACGAUGGUGGUGCCCACCAAAACGCCAGACCGGAAGCUCGUCUUCCGCAGAGGGACCUUGGAGUGCCUGACAGAGAAAAUCAGAGGGUCCCCGGGAAUCACCGCCGUCUUCCUGAAUGUGGAGAGGAUGGCUGCACCCACCAAGAAAGAACUGGAAGCCGCCUGGGGUGUGCGGGUGUUCGACCGAUUCACGGUGGUUCUUCAUAUUUUCCGCUGCAACGCCCGCACCAAGGAGGCCCGGCUGCAGGUGGCACUGGCCGAGCUCCCCCUGCUCAGGUCCUGCCUGAAAAACCACGUUGCCCACCUGGGCGGCCGAGGCCGGGACUCCCGCAACAUCAUGGGGUCAGGAGAGUCUUUCCUGCAGGUGCAGCAGCGCCUCCUGAAAGAUAAGGAAGCGAAGAUUCGGAAGGCCCUGGACAGACUCCGCCGGAAGAGGCUUCUCCUGGGCCAGCAGCGGAGGCGGCGGGAGAUCCCUGUGGUCUCCGUGGUGGGCUACACAAACUGCGGAAAGACCACGUUGAUCAAGGCCCUGACAGGGGACAUCGCCAUCCAGCCCCGGGACCAGCUGUUUGCCACGCUGGACGUCACGGCGCACGCGGGGUGGCUGCCCUCCCGUGUGACCGUCAUCUACAUGGACACCAUUGGCUUCCUCUCCCAGCUGCCCCACAGCCUGGUCGAGUCCUCGGCGACCCUGGAGGACGUGCGCCACUCGGACCGGACCCCGACCCUGCGCGGAGGCCUGACCGGGGCGCGGAGAGGUGGCGAGCGUGGGGGAGCGCCCACCGGGUCGGGUGCCCGGCCGGGCCCUGCUCCGGCACCACCUGCCUUGGGAGGUCGCCUCGACCACCCGCGGCAGAGAAAAAGCACAUCCCCAGGCUGCGCCGUCCCAGACUGGCCUCCCGGCCCGGCCCGCGCGCACCAAUCAGGCGUCUGCGAGCACGUGACCCGGGCGGCCAAUGGGCAACUGCACGAGAGCACGCUCCCGAGGCCCCGCCCAUGGCGUAGGAGCGCUUGCGGUAUGUGCGCCCUGCGAGCCGCUGUCCGCCCGGGGUCCUGGCUCUUUCGCGUGGUUCGUGGCUGCGGGGCUCCGAGGGCCGCGCCGCCGCUGCCACCCUGCCCCGAGCGCGCGCUCGCCGCCUUCCGCGGGGGCCUGGGGGGCCCGGAGGGGCGAGGGGGUGGGGGGCGGGGCCCACAUGCAGGUGGCCGGAGAAGUCGGACUGGAGGAAAGGAGGAGGCUGAGGAAGCGGAGGAGGAGGAGCUGCUGAGGAGGGACCCUUUGCUGCCGGCGGGAGCCCAGCGCGUGUGCUUGCUUCACCCUGACGUCAAGUGGGGACCCGGGAAGCCGCAGGGGACCCGAGUUGAGUGGCAGGUGGUGGAGGCACAAGCGCUGGUGCACACGCUGGAUGGCUGGUCGGUGGUGGACACGAUGGUGGUGCCCACCAAAACGCCAGACCGGAAGCUCGUCUUCCGCAGAGGGACCUUGGAGUGCCUGACAGAGAAAAUCAGAGGGUCCCCGGGAAUCACCGCCGUCUUCCUGAAUGUGGAGAGGAUGGCUGCACCCACCAAGAAAGAACUGGAAGCCGCCUGGGGUGUGCGGGUGUUCGACCGAUUCACGGUGGUUCUUCAUAUUUUCCGCUGCAACGCCCGCACCAAGGAGGCCCGGCUGCAGGUGGCACUGGCCGAGCUCCCCCUGCUCAGGUCCUGCCUGAAAAACCACGUUGCCCACCUGGGCGGCCGAGGCCGGGACUCCCGCAACAUCAUGGGGUCAGGAGAGUCUUUCCUGCAGGUGCAGCAGCGCCUCCUGAAAGAUAAGGAAGCGAAGAUUCGGAAGGCCCUGGACAGACUCCGCCGGAAGAGGCUUCUCCUGGGCCAGCAGCGGAGGCGGCGGGAGAUCCCUGUGGUCUCCGUGGUGGGCUACACAAACUGCGGAAAGACCACGUUGAUCAAGGCCCUGACAGGGGACAUCGCCAUCCAGCCCCGGGACCAGCUGUUUGCCACGCUGGACGUCACGGCGCACGCGGGGUGGCUGCCCUCCCGUGUGACCGUCAUCUACAUGGACACCAUUGGCUUCCUCUCCCAGCUGCCCCACAGCCUGGUCGAGUCCUCGGCGACCCUGGAGGACGUGCGCCACUCGGACCGGACCCCGACCCUGCGCGGAGGCCUGACCGGGGCGCGGAGAGGUGGCGAGCGUGGGGGAGCGCCCACCGGGUCGGGUGCCCGGCCGGGCCCUGCUCCGGCACCACCUGCCUUGGGAGGUCGCCUCGACCACCCGCGGCAGAGAAAAAGCACAUCCCCAGGCUGCGCCGUCCCAGACUGGCCUCCCGGCCCGGCCCGCGCGCACCAAUCAGGCGUCUGCGAGCACGUGACCCGGGCGGCCAAUGGGCAACUGCACGAGAGCACGCUCCCGAGGCCCCGCCCAUGGCGUAGGAGCGCUUGCGGUAUGUGCGCCCUGCGAGCCGCUGUCCGCCCGGGGUCCUGGCUCUUUCGCGUGGUUCGUGGCUGCGGGGCUCCGAGGGCCGCGCCGCCGCUGCCACCCUGCCCCGAGCGCGCGCUCGCCGCCUUCCGCGGGGGCCUGGGGGGCCCGGAGGGGCGAGGGGGUGGGGGGCGGGGCCCACAUGCAGGUGGCCGGAGAAGUCGGACUGGAGGAAAGGAGGAGGCUGAGGAAGCGGAGGAGGAGGAGCUGCUGAGGAGGGACCCUUUGCUGCCGGCGGGAGCCCAGCGCGUGUGCUUGCUUCACCCUGACGUCAAGUGGGGACCCGGGAAGCCGCAGGGGACCCGAGUUGAGUGGCAGGUGGUGGAGGCACAAGCGCUGGUGCACACGCUGGAUGGCUGGUCGGUGGUGGACACGAUGGUGGUGCCCACCAAAACGCCAGACCGGAAGCUCGUCUUCGGCAGAGGGACCUUGGAGCGCCUGACAGAGAAAAUCAGAGGGUCCCCGGAAAUCACCGCCGUUUUCCUGAAUGUGGAGAGGAUGGCUGCACCCACCAAGAAAGAACUGGAAGCCGCCUGGGGUGUGCGGGUGUUCGACCGAUUCACGGUGGUUCUUCAUAUUUUCCGCUGCAACGCCCGCACCGAGGAGGCCCGGCUGCAGGUGGCACUGGCCGAGCUCCCCCUGCUCAGGUCCUGCCUGAAAAACCACGUUGCCCACCUGGGCGGCCGAGGCCGGGACUCCCGCAACAUCAUGGGGUCAGGAGAGUCUUUCCUGCAGGUGCAGCAGCGCCUCCUGAAAGAUAAGGAAGCGAAGAUUCGGAAGGCCCUGGACAGACUCCGCCGGAAGAGGCUUCUCCUGGGCCAGCAGCGGAGGCGGCGGGAGAUCCCUGUGGUCUCCGUGGUGGGCUACACAAACUGCGGUAAGAUCUCCCGCGGCAGAAAAUCCCGACGGCCCCUCCUGGCCGCAUCCUCGGAGGGCGGCGUGUCCUCUAACUGUCAGAGCAUCCAGAAAGACCACGUUGAUCAAGGCGCUUACAGGGGACAUCGCCAUCCAGCCCCGGGACCAGCUGUUUGCUACGCUGGACAUCACAGCGCACGCGGGGUGGCUGCCCUCCCGGGUGACCGUCAUCUACGUGGACACCAUUGGCUUCCUCUCCCAGCUGCCCCACAGCCUGGUCGAGUCCUUCUCGGCGACCCUGGAGGACGUGCGCCACUCGGAUCUGAUCGUCCACGUGCGAGACGUGAGCCACCCCGAGACAGAGCUACAGAAGGCCAGCGUCCUGUCGGCCCUGCGGGCCCUGCAGCUGCCGCGCCCGCUGCUGGACUGCAUGGUGGAAGUGCCCAACAAGGUGGACCUGGUGCCCGGGUACAGACCCGCCGAACCCGGCGCGGUGGCCGUGUCUGCGCUCCUGGGGCUCGGGCUGGAGGAGCUGAAAGCCAGGCUGGAGGAAGCAGUUCUGAGAGCCACGGGCAGACGGGUCCUCACGCUGCGAGUGGGGCUGGCGGGGCCGCAGCUGAGCUGGCUGCAUCAGGAGGCCACGGUGCAGGCGGUGGACGUGAGGCCUGAGGCCGGGGUGGCUGACGUCAAGGUCAUCAUAAGCGACUCAGCUUACGGCAGGUUCAGGAAGCUCUUUCCGGGGUGAAAGGACGCC